AUGGGCACUCGAUUCCCAUCUCAUCAGCUAAGCAAUGGGCUCUUUGUAUCGGGCUUACCCGAGCAACCUAAAGAGAAAACACCAACUAUGAGCUCAGUGGCCAUGCCCUACACUGGUGGAGACAUAAAAAAAUCGGGUGAGCUCGGUAAAAUGUUCGUCAUCCCUCCGGACGGCUCGAAAUCCAGAAAAUCCGGGCCCAUUGCAACCCAUUCUGGGCCCAUUGCAACCCAUCACGUUGCAGCCCGAGCUAGCUACUCCACCUCGGGCCCCGUUUCAAUGGGCUUAUCGGGCUCGGCCUCCAUGAAAAAAUCAAACUCCGGCCCACUGACCAAGCACGGCGAGCCCAUAAAGAAAUCCUCGGGCCCGCAGUCCAACUCCGGUCCGCUGGCCCCGGUACUUCCCACAACAGGCCUCAUAACUUCCGGGCCCAUCUCGUCUGGCCCAAUAAACCAGUCCGGGGCCCUGAGAAAGGCUUCCGGGCCCUUGGACACAAGCGGGCCCAUGAAGAACCUGGCGGCAGUGACAACUCUUGGUCAGGAGAAGAAGCACUCGUUCGUGAAGAACCUCCCGAGAGCUAUUUUGUGGGCCGUUGUGAUGCUUUUCGUGAUGGGCUUUAUUGCUGGGGGAUUUAUACUUGGCGCAGUUAACAAUGCUAUUCUUCUAGUUGUUGUGCUCGUUUUGUUUGUUUUAGUGGCUGCUUUGUUUGUGUGGAAUUUGUUCUGGGUGAGAAAGGCUGUGAUUGGAUACAUUGCUAGCUAUCCGGAUUCCGAGCUCAGGACUGCCAAAAAUGGCCAAUUCGUCAAAGUCACCGGAGUGGUCACGUGUGGAAAUGUUCCUCUGAAGUCAUCCUUCCAGAACUUUCCGAGAUGUGUGUUCACUUCUACAAGCUUGUACGAGUACAGAGGAUGGGGUUCCAAGCCCACAACUCCUACUCACCGUCGUUUCACUUGGGCACUUCGAUUUUCAGAGAAACACGCUGUCGAUUUUUACAUCUCUGAUUUCCAAUCUGGUCUGAGGGCGUUGGUUAAAGCUGGGUACGGUUCACACGUAACUCCAUAUGUAGAUGAAAAUGUUGCCAUAAAUGUUGAUCCUUCCAAAAACGACACUUCUCCGGAAUUUAUCCGUUGGUUGGGAGAGAGAAAUCUCACUCUCGAUGAUCGUCUAAUGCGACUUAAAGAAGGGUAUAUCAAGGAAGGAAGCACUGUGAGUGUGAUGGGCAUCGUUCAAAGGAAUGAAAAUGUGCUGAUGAUAGUGCCUCCAAACGAGCCCUUCACAACCGGAUGCCAGUGGAGCAAAUGUACAUUACCGGCUAGUUUUGAUGGGCUCGUCUUAAGGUGUGAGGACUCGUCAAAUGUUGAUGUUAUACCCGUGUGA
This is a messenger RNA of Striga hermonthica, 1374 nucleotides long. NCBI's taxonomy places the organism in Eukaryota, Viridiplantae, Streptophyta, Magnoliopsida, Lamiales, Orobanchaceae. The record is from the annotation of a GenBank genome assembly.